Tilletiopsis washingtonensis is the source of this 4202-nucleotide messenger RNA. RefSeq lists its product as hypothetical. The transcript is spliced from 2 exons. Bases 143 to 4114 code for a protein of 1323 amino acids. NCBI's taxonomy places the organism in Eukaryota, Fungi, Basidiomycota, Exobasidiomycetes, Entylomatales. The record is from RefSeq and is a predicted model, not a curated record.
CCCUUCUCUCUCUCCGCUCCGGUCUCGCUCUCUGCUUCCACGGCUUCUCACUCUCCUUUACCUGCCCCCUUGACGCUCCUUCUCGACCGACACUGACACACCGACGCUCACUUCGACUCGCCACACGACUCCACACGACGCCAUGGCGUCUCAAACAGCACCAACGCUUGCUCGGCGACAGGCCGCAGCUGGCGCCGCGGCUGCGGUUGCAGCGCCCUCGGCGACGUCGAUGGCCGUGCUUGUUGUCGGCAUCAUCGCGCUCGUCAUUGCACUUGGUGUCGGCGGCUACGUUGUAUACCACUUCCGGCAAGCGCGCAACGCGUCGCAGAAGAGCCGCGCACCGCUCAAGGUCAGCCGCAGCGCCCUGGCGUCGCGCGGCGUGCGCCCGCUGGGCCCAUCCGUGGGGCCGGCCAUCUCGUCCUCGUGGGGCCCGAUGCACCCGAGCAGCAGCAUGUCGGCCAGCAGCUCCAGCUCCGGCCCGAUGCCGAGCAGCUCCUCCGACGGCACGCGGCGGAGAUCAGACUCGAUCGGCCGGCCGCAACGGCCUUUGAUGCACGAACAGCCGCCAGCACUGCCGUCGCUGCCACACCUGGCCCAGUCCAAGGUCGGCCCCGACGGCUUCGCCGGCGAGGUUCCGUCACAUCUGCGCUCGGCGCGUGUGAGCCGCGUGGCCGUGCCCAGCAUGCUGCUGCGCUCGCUCGGCGACCUGCCCUCGCUGCCCGUGCCCGGCAGCUCAAAGGCAGGCGUGCGCCCAAACAGCUCUGAAGGCGCGAGCUUCACACCGGUGCUCGAUCUCGACCUUGACCUCGAGGGCGGGCGCAGCGGCCAGUCGCCGGCGCGCGGCAAGGCGCUCGAGGACGAGCUGGACUUCGAGAUCGAGCGCUCCAUGUGGCUCACCAGCACGCUCCAGAGCGCCUUCGAGGGCCGUGUCGGCCGCACGUCGCCGGACCUCGAGGCUGGAAAGUCUCGCAAGUCGGUCACUGCCAGCAGCAGCACCACCAGCGGCUCCAAUCUGCCACGCAGCCGCACCAGCGCCGUGUUCCAGCAGGUGACCGGCGUCUUCGAGGCGCCAACAAGCCUGCCGCCGUCGCAGCGCCUGCCGAACCCGCCCAAGCUUGCCAGCCGGACCACACUCAGCAGCCUCGAGCCGGCAGCCGACGUUCGCUCACGCACCGCUGGCGACCCACGGCCGUCGCUCUCGAUGAGCAACCGCUCCAUGGUCGGCACAGCACCGAGCUUCGGCUCGAGCGUCUACAUGUCUGCCGGCGAGUCAGACACCUUCCGUCCGCGCGACGGACUCGGCUCGAUGCCACCGAUGCCUGCCGGUGCCUCUUCCGUGUCGCGCCAGGCGCAGCAGCACAUGAGCUUCUCGCUGCCCUUCUCAGCCACAGCUGCUGCGCCGACGCCCGCAGCGGACACCUCGGCAUCGACGGCUGGUCCCAACGUGCCCGGCGGCUUCCGCCCGCUCAGCCUCGGCUUCGGCAAGAGCAGCAGCAGCAAGUCGAGCCUGGCCUUCGGUGCAAACUUGUUCUCAGAGGCCCGCACCUCGUUCUGGGCAGGCAACACGGCCGACUCAAGCAGCAAGCUUGCGGCCUCGGGCUCGUCCGGCUCGAUUCGCGCCGCCUUGAGCGCCACGGUACCUCGCUCGACCUCGGACAGCUCUGCCGCGGGAAGCACUUCUGGCGACUGCUCGCGCCCCAGCAUGGACACGACGGGCGCCACUUCGUUCGGCAGCGCCUCGAGCGGCACCGCACCGAGCUCGACGCACUCGCUUGACAUGCAGUCGGCAAAGUCGAGCGAUGAUCUCGACCUCGAGGGCGACCUCGACCAGGCCGUCGUCACACGCGCCAACAAGGGUCCGGCGCUGAUCAAGGCACAAGGCGCAGCCGCCCCGCGCCGCAUGCCUGCGCAGAUGUCUGUCCGCUCCGGCGAGACGAGCAACUCGCUCGAUAUGAUCCGCAAGCCGCUGCCUCUGAUUCUCGAGGACGAGCCGGAGUCGGUGCCAGCCCAGCAGGCCUCCAAGGUCAGCGCGCCGCGCCCGAGCGCCACGCCGUCCGUCGUGCCCUUCAUGACGCCGUAUCACCGCGCCGUCUUCCCGGACAAGCUCGGCAGUGAGCAGGGCCUGGCAGCCCCCGUGGGCGAUCGCGUGGAGCGCCAUAGCUUUGCCGGCAACGCUAGCCCGAUCUUCAACGAGCUAGGCUCGGGUGCCUUCCCAGGCCCGAAGCAGAGCUUUGCCAGCAGCUUGCGAGCUCGUCUGACGCGUGGCCGCGGCCCGAAUGCGCCUGGCAGCGCUCGCAACAGCAUGUUCUCGGGCGCUUCUGUCGACUACCAGGGCAGUCCGAUCGCCUCGCCGUGCCUCGCCGCCUCUCCGGCGCACAGCAGUCCGUUCCAGACCGAGCAGUGGGCCGUCUCGACGCUCGACUCGCCCGGCCACGCGCGUCUCGGCGUGCGCGACGAGGUGCGCGCCUCGGUGAACCAGAUGCAGCAGCGCGAGCAGGCCCAGCACGCCAGCUUCCUGCCGACGGUGACGCUGUGCAGCCCCUUGAACCAAGAGGCCGGCCGGCGCAGCAGCGCAGCUAGCUUCGGGCUCGGCCUGGGCCUGAGCGACUGCAGCGGCGCCGCAGUGCAGGCACCGCGCGCCUCCGUGGCCUCUGCCGCCUCGUCCUCGCACUACACGCACUCGCAGCACCACCGCCAGCAGCCGUCGCUCGAUGCCGCCCCGCACGCGCGCCUGGACAGCGCUUCGAUUGCCUCGCCAAUCAUGCAGUCUGCCCGCUGGGCCGGCUCGACGCCCAGCGUCAUGGCGACUGCGGCCAGUGCGGCCGCUCGCACCGCGCACAUCUCGCAGGACCACCUCGACGCCCGCCUGUCAGCCGAGCACCCGAGCGCCGCGCGCAUGAGCCCGCUCGAGUCGUUCGAGCAGCGCUUCGCCGCAGCACCGAUGGCAACAACGUCGCCGCGCGCUUCUCCGCGCCUCGCCUUUGCGACGCUCUCGCCUCGCGUCGACAAUGCACGCUCGUCGUGGGCGAGCAACAGCCGCCGCAGUACGGCCCGCGAGAGCUUCGCCAGCCCGCGCUCCGACCGCGCCGACACGAUCAGCAUCACGAGCUCGUGCAUGACGGGCGGCACCGAGGCGAUGGGCGAGAACCACGAGGAGGCGCUCGACCAGCGUGCUCGUCUGCUGCGCAGCGUGCAGGAGAACAUCGCACGGGCUGCUAGCCGACAGGCAAGCCAGGAGAUGCAGAGCAAGCUGCAGCGCUCGCAGUACGACGGAGCGGCCACGAUCAGCAGUGCCACCGUCCGUCCGCUCGAGCGCGCCGCCGCCAUCUCGUCGCCCGCGAGCCAUGCGCUCAAGAAGCCUAGCAACCUGACCGUCGAGGUCAACGGCAAGCUCGGCACGGGCAUCAUUGCGCCGCUCACGCCGCCGCUCACGCCCAUCGACCCGAUUGCCGCAAGCUCCUCUGCCGCGACAGUCACUCCGGCGACUGUCAACAAGGAGGCCAGUGGCAUCGCCAUGCCCGCGCCGGCACACCACGCCAGCAGCGUGUCGCGCCUCGGCAGCCCGGUUGCCGACUUGCCGGCAGUCAAUAUCGCCAGCCGGCCCAAGUUCCGCCCGCUGAGCUUGACGGCAACGAGCUCGGUGCUCGACGGCGCGCAGCUGCCGUCGUCGGCGCCGGUGCACCAGCACGCAUUCGGCAUGACGGCCAGCAGCAGCAUGACAUUGUCGUCCGGCUCGACGUCGCACGGCUCGCUCGCCUCGAGCAGCGCCCACGGCCCCUCUGCAGCAUCUAGCCGGCGCAUGACGGGCGGCGGUGUGCUGCCCGUCGCCGCCGACGCCUCGUCGCCGUCGUUCUUCGCCGCGCCGCCCUCGCGCCCCUCCUCCUCCUCGCGCCCGCUCUCCUCGCCGCGCCCGCCGUCGACGUACUUCUCGCGCGCCGGCGGCAGCUUCAGCUACGCCAGCCCGACGCCGUCGUCGACCAUCGGCGCCCACUCGCCCAGCGUCGCCGGCAGCCGCUCGUACCAGCGCCACGGCACCGCCGGCGCCGACGACGAGGCGGCGUUCAGCUACACGCCGAGCCGCCUCGGCGCGCUCGGCCUCGCCAGCGCCGCCUGAGGGCGCCUGGCCAUCCGGUCCGUCUCUUGUAUCCUCUCUGGCCACAGCCACCUGUAGCACUAGUAGUUCCGACCCUGUAGCAUCUUGA